AUGGCCAUGUCGACCUACCCAGCGCUUGCCCACCACCACCACCACCAUUACCACUCGGCGCAGCAGCAAAUGCAUGACGCUCAAAGCCGAGGAACAGCAGCGGCAUCAGCUCACUCGAACUCGUCGGCGGCUCUCGAUCUCGAUCUGUCGAAUCUGUCGCUGCAAGAUGCGCCUCAUCGCCAGCAGCAGCAUCAACACCAGCAGCAGCAGCAGCACCCACAUCCUGCACUGCACAACUUGCACCAGCAGCACUUCAAAUCGAGAUCCGCUUUCGAGGAGCCUUCACAUCAAGCACCGCAGAGCCAGCGCUCAGCUCGAUCGCAUCCAAAUGACUUCGUUCAUCCUCUGCAUGCUGGUCGGUCAUCUCAGCCGACGCUCUUCCAGCCCCAGCCGUUCGGCGCCUCGAAUGCACCGCCGGAUCAUCCUCUCCAUGCCACGACUAAGCUCGAUACGCCGAGGAGAAGGGGUGUGGUCAAAUUCUUCAGUCAGUUCCCGUCCUCUUGCUUGCAGCAUUGCCGCCCCGGGAGCGGCCACGGCUUUUUCUCGGGCGCCUCCUCGUCGUCGUCGGCCUUAGUCAUGCAUUCCUGGCCCCGCCGCGCUUCGGUCCCGCGCGCAAACGCGCCCUGCCGUUCGCUCACUGUCCGAGCGCGGGUUCAACCGAAGCCCUUCGGCGCCGGGGUGCCCUUCUCGCUGCUGGCAGAGGGGUGGAUGAUGUCAUGGAAGGUGCGGGCCCGCCCUCUCCGUCGUUCAUCGCACCUGGGCAGCCUCGGCCUCCAUACAUGACGUGGCGUUCGCAGUCGAAAAAAAGAGCUGAUGUACUGAACUCACACCUUACUCCGACUCUCCUCCGCGACCACUUUUGGAAAUGUCUGCUAUUUUCGACACCCGAUCCUAUUUUUCCUCCUCGCCUUCGACCCACUGCUUCGGCUACCGUUCCUUGCAUCGCAUGCUUUCUCUUUCUCUUUCGGUAAACAGACUCUUUGAAGGGUUUCGGUUUCAUCGUCGACAAUGAUCCUGCAGCUUUGGGCGGACAAGAGGGUGAGUUAGGUGCCGCCGUGCUCUUUGUCUAUGUUCCAAGACGUCAGCGCUUUUCCUGUCCGACACGGAGCAUGGCCACUCACGCGCGACCGAGCCAAAUCGAGGAAGAGGAACCGACUUGCCCACCAAGAGUCUGCAGUGUGCUGGCCGCUAAAGAUUUCCAGAGUACUAAGCGUUCUGCUUCUGCUUCACAUGUUCAUCUAGUGUUCUGUCACUUCUCCGCCAUUUCUGGAAAAGGUGGCUUCCGCUCGCUGGCCGAGGUAAGUGAUGCCGGGAGACAAGCGCAGCGAUUCACUUUGCGGGGGCCUUGGCUGACCUUUGAUCUACCACUUCCUCUCGAUUCGUUGCGUCAUAGGGCGAAGAAGUUGAAUACGAGCUGGUUCAAGGACCAAAAGGCUUCCAAGCCACGAAUUUGACCGGGCCUCAAGGUGAGUCAUGCGGUUCGUUCGCCAUCUGCGUCUCGAGCUCGAUCUGAACCAAGUUAUUUUUUGAUUCGACAGGACGCACCGUUGUGGGAGACCCGAAGGCACGCAUAACCAAACCUUCGCCCUACAUGCCAUUUGCGAUGCCUCAAUUCCUGUCGACGGACCCAUAUGCGCCGCAGGGAUGCGUUUUCGCGGCGGCGGGGUCCCCGUACAACCUCGUCUAUGUUCCCGCAUCGGUUGCCGUUUCUCCGGGGCAAUUUAAUGGAUAUGGUCACGCUCUUGCGCCGGGUCGUGAAGGACGUCAUGGAGCUAGUCCGUUCGGGUCCAACUAUUCCUUUACGCCUCCGGGGCCCUUGAACGGGGCCCCGGGUGCUUCUUCGCACACGAAUGGUGUGGAUUCCUCACGCGGUGGAACUGGAAGCGACUCGGAUCAUUACUCGUCGUCGUUGUCGGCACCCACGAGUUACCCGAGCAGCCGUGGGGGUAUCGGCGCUCCGCCCGCCGCCCCGUUCGGCGCCGCCGACUACGGCAAAGAUAACGCCCUAUUCGACAAGGACUCGACGCGAAAUCAGGGCAGCAACACCGCCAACGGAUCCUCGUUCGGCUUCGCGCCCUUCUCGCCCGCCUCCAGCUCCCAGUUGCCGCUCUUCGAUGAUGGCGCACGAAGCGCGCGAGCCUUCGACUCCCACUUAAUUCCCUCCCAGGCCCCGGGUUCGUCCUCGAACCGGCCUUCAUCGCGAGGCAGUCUCAUCUCUGCGUCGAGCGUCAGCGGCAACGUCGUGAGCUCACUCCUUCCCGCUCCUAGCAACGUUUUUGACGCCCUCCGUCCCGCGCCGAUCGGCUCGCGUAGUCGCUCACCCGGCACGAACCACGGGACCCCUCUGGGCAAUGGCUCUUUGUCGGGCAACGAGUGGAAAUCGUCGCCCGUCCUCUACACCUCAGCGUCUUCCUCGGGUGAACACUAG
Microbotryum saponariae is the source of this 2428-nucleotide messenger RNA. NCBI's taxonomy places the organism in Eukaryota, Fungi, Basidiomycota, Microbotryomycetes, Microbotryales, Microbotryaceae. The record is from the annotation of a GenBank genome assembly.